AGGAAAAAAGCUGCAGAGAAAUCAUAAAGUAGACCAUGAGUUGAAAUUUUAACUUCAUCCAACUCAUUUAAAAUAAUUAUUCUUUGCAAUAACUCAUGGUCAAACACUGGAAUCGUGGGGCUAUUUGCAGAUUUUUCUCGCGAGAGUUGUCCACUAUGGAGAGACACGACCUGCCCACUGCUGGGAGAGGACAGCAUCGCCCUGCAGGACACACACUUUCUGUGCGAUCAGCUUUUUUAUUUAUUUAUUUUUUAAAGGGGUUUAAACGGCGAUAUUCUGCAUGUGAGUGUGAAGCUCUUUGAGCUUCAGGAAGAAAAGAAAAAACUCAGAUGUGAUCAUGGGCGGUGUUUUCCUCCUGGGUGUGCGUCCAGAAGAAAGAAAAAGCUCCCAUAUGGAGAGUGUGUGUGUGGGGGGGCAGACCAUGCAGACUCAGGAAAUAAGUGGACUGCAUGCAUGAAUCCGUCUCCACCUCUGGAGAUUUAAUCAGAUUAAAGCAAACUAUAUCUGUAAUUUAUCCACUUGAUUUCUGCAAAUAUCACCGGGAUGUAUCCGGGGAUAAAUAAUCAAUGAGCCCGGGCUGUGAUCCUCUCCUCCCGGGCUGGAGUACAGCCAGCAGUCCGGGCCAGGCUCGGCUGUUGGAGGACUAAUGAAAGGGAAGAGUCUGCAUAUCUCACCGCCAGAGAUCAAACACUAUGUGCGGACAAAUCGUGCACGAUCAUCGAGAGUUGGGAUGAUGAUGAUGAUGAUGAUGGGACACGACGAUGUUUAUAGGUUUCUGACUCCUGAAUGUCCCGCCUCCUUUUAGGUGAGACAGAGGCACACACACAAAAAAAACAGUCUGACCUCCACCUGUGUCCACCGACAUGGAUAAACUCACCGUCAUAUCAGGAUGUCUCUUCCUCACUGCAGAUAUCUUCGCCAUCGCAAGCAUCGCCAACCCGGACUGGAUCAGCACCUUAGACUCAGCUGGCUCUCUGACUGUGGGUCUGGUCCGGCAGUGUCAGACCAUCCACGGCCGGGAUCGGAUCUGCAUCCCUCCACAGCUGCCCCCUGAGUGGAUCACAACGCUCUUUUUCAUCAUUCUGGGAAUCAUCUCCCUCACUGUCACCUGCGGUCUACUGUUCAUGUCACGCUGGCAUCGCGAUGCUGCCCAUUACGCCCGAUGGAUCGCCUUCACAGGAAUGGUCCUGUUCUGCAUGGCUGCCCUCAUAUUCCCAAUCGGCUUCUACAUCAACGAGGUUGGAGGACAGCCAUAUAAGCUUCCCAACAACACAGUCGUGGGCUCCUCCUAUGUACUCUUUGUUCUUUCCAUAUUCUUCACCAUAGUGGGACUGUUGUUUGCUGGGAAGGUGUGCUUACCUGGUUGACAUAUCCUCCUCCUCGUCCUCCUCCUCUUCUGUUUUGGAGAAACACCACCAUUGGGGGGAAAUGGUUUUAGACUUGACCCAUCCAUGGCAGUGUUGGAGGUAUCGUCGGAGUAGAACAGAGCAUCUGUUUGUGUGUUUUUCCUUUUGGAUGAAUUGUCACGAUGCUCGUAACGAGAGUGGAAAUCAUUGAGAUCCAUCUGUCCAUCUGUUCGUUCAGAGACUGAGCCGGCGCGGAGAGCUCUGAAAUAGCUCUCAUCAUUGUCCGUGCUGAAUGAUGAAGUGCUAAACAGAGGAGGGGAAUGUUAAAAAUAAAACAUGAUGGAUGAUGGAUAAAAACAUCAGAACUUUGGAGCCUUUGCGAUAUUAUCCGUCAUCAUUAGAUUUUAAUAACCUUGUGCUUCUGAUGAAGAACCCAGGAUGCACAUACUGAGAUUAGACUGUCAGGCCUGAUGAUGGCCAGAGAACCAAAUAUCAGUCAUCUUUAACAUGAUGGAGGUUCUUCGUUGACCACCGCUACAUGGAAUCACUUGUAAUAUAAACAAUGAAGUUUCACUUUCUUGGAACAUUUUAUUUAUUUGUUUAAUAGUUCAGUUCUUUUUUUUUUUUUUUGGUAAAGAUGUUUUUUUAUUAAAUGUAUCCCAGAGUUUCCUCCUUUUAAUAUAUGUGUUGGAUCACUUUGCCUUAAAGAACUGUUAACCUUAAAAUAACUCUAACAUCUGUCCAAAAUGAUUGGUAUUGAUCAACAUUAAAAAACAUGCAAGUCAAGCUCUCUUCUGUCAUUAUAGGGUGAGAAAUAUAAAGUAUCGAUUGAUGCUGUUUAAGGAUGAUGAGCUGGUCUCGAUGACGCUGUUGAACACUCUGGUGGAUCACCAGAGUAAGACCCACAUCGACAUGUCAAGCCUGUUCUGGUCUCUCUGUUACAGCUUUUGUUAUUUUUAACGAUGUAGUGAAUGUAUUACUCACCCUUUUUAACCAUUUCCCAAUGUUUAAACACUGUAUCAAGAAAUGAAUGAAUCUGGCGAGUCUGUUUUAUACCUUUGGGUCGAGGAUGCGUACUUAAUUUCUGUACAAAUGAACAGACGGCCAGUCUGUGUCAUCUUCUAGAAGCACUAUGAUGUUCUUAAAUGAGCACGGAGGAUCUCAUCUCAUUAAAAAUGAC
Messenger RNA from Larimichthys crocea (large yellow croaker), 2526 nucleotides. It is a transcript of the gene mosmo, whose product is annotated as modulator of smoothened. The transcript is spliced from 3 exons. The record is from RefSeq and is a predicted model, not a curated record. Gene Ontology annotation, biological process: negative regulation of smoothened signaling pathway. Lineage: Eukaryota; Metazoa; Chordata; Actinopteri; Sciaenidae. Gene Ontology annotation, cellular component: Golgi apparatus; ciliary membrane. The coding region runs from base 864 to 1367 and encodes 167 amino acids.